AAAUGUGUUUUACAUCUGUGUUAGGCAAUGGCCCACUUUGCUUGGUUCAAGUUAAUUUGGUGUUUAGAUGUGAUUAAGAGCCAUUAAUUUGCAAAAUGGUAGAUACCCAAUUGGAAAUUUUUAAUCUUUUUAUGUUUUUAGGAUUUUGGGUUAAUUAAAUUUGAGUUUUGGAUUAAUGGGUAUGUCUUGUUUUAGGUUACUGUUUGCUGCUAAUUGCUGAAUGUAAUGGCAGUGGCAUGAGUUGAUAAAUUAGGAACUGUUUAUGACAAAUAUGGGGUUUGGUCAGCUGAAAGUGACAAUUUUGAAAUUUUUCAUGGAAAUUAAAAUUUUGAUUUUGUUGAAUUUUCAAUGAUUAUUAUGCUAGACUGUAUUUUCUAUCAGAAAAUUGGUAGAAGGACCAUUAAGUUAUUCCUUUUUUGCAAGUUGAGGUUGUGGAUUUGUGUUAAACAAAUGUCCAUACUUUUUCUGUCCUUUCUGUUUGUUCUUUAACUUGAAUCUUCCUUGUGUUUGGCAUCAGAAAACCAGCCUACCAUUCAGAGCAGCCUUUUAGAAUUCUUUCUUAAGUUCUAUAUAAAAGGGCUCUAAUCUUAACAUCUUAUUUAAAUGCUAAUCUCCUAGGACGGUGAAAAAUCCGAUACGUGUGCUUGCUGAUCGAAAUAUUGCUAUAUAAUUGAUUGUUGAGCCUCCAUUUUUAGCAUUUGUGCUCGAGAUAAUGAGGGCUGGAAGAGGAAAACGUUCUGAGGCGUUUUGGCCUUCCAUUGUGAUGAAGAAAUGGUUGAACAUAAAGCCCAAGGUGUAUGAUUUUAGUGAAGAUGAGUACACGGAAAAUGAGAGCGAAGACGACGUUUGCUCUCUUAAAGAUGAAAGAAUUAAUGUCGACGAGGAUCAUGCUCAUAGGACUCAACUGAAUCAGUCUUCAUUCCAGAUUCAAAUUUCAGAUGCUCCUUCCAAAGGCUAUUCAGUGAGACAUAGGCGAGGAAAAUCUGAAACUCUGCGUGCACAGUACAUAAAUACCAAGGAUGUCAGGGUGAAAAUAUGCACAUGGAAUGUUGCUGGAAAAAUUCCAUAUGACGAUCCUGAGAUUGAUGACUUACUUUCUACAGAAGAACCAGUAGAUAUAUAUGUCAUCGGAUUCCAAGAAGUUGUUCCUCUGAAUGCUGGAAAUGUACUGGGAGCGGAAAGCAGUAGACCAAUUCCAAAGUGGGAGGGAAUUAUUAGAAGAACCCUGAAUAAAUCCGCGCAUACUGAAACCAAACACAAAUGUUAUAGCGCUCCACCCUCUCCAGUAAUGCGGACUUCUUCUGUUGCGGAUGAACUUGCAGAUGAAGUUGAUGCUCUGCCAUUAGAGAUGAUGAACGUGGAAUAUGCAGAAGCUACUGACAGUCGCAAUGUUAAAAUAGACGAGUUCAAUAAAGUAAUUGGCUUUGGAAAGAAUUUACACUUGAAGAGAAUAUACGGGAUUGACUGUGACAGUAGAUUAGACUGGCCUGAAUAUUCAUUAGAAGCAACUCCACAAUUUAUAUCGACCAAAUCCAAGCUUCGAAGAGUAUCAAGCAGUUCUGCGAGGAUGGGGUUUGGUUUGAUAGAAGAUUCUUUAAUACAUAGUCGGAAUUUUUCGAUGAAUACCCAAGGGAUGAGAAGAUCUCACCACAGUUCUGGCAAUCUAAGCUCAUUAUGGCUAGAGCAGCGACAGAGGCCUGAAGUUCCGAGACUUCCUGAAGCUCUUGAAGUUCCCGAUUCUCUCUCUGAUGCGUCUGAUGGGUUAUCUGAAGAAGAACAUGAUACUUUUGCAGAAGUACCGGAAGAGCAAAACAAUGACGAAUAUAACAUGGAUAAGGGAACGUACCGUCCCAAAUAUAUGCGUAUUGUUAGCAAACAAAUGGUUGGGAUAUAUGUAUCGAUUUGGGUGCGGAAGAGGUUGAGAAGACAUAUCAACAAUUUGAAGGUCUCUCCUGUUGGAGUUGGACUCAUGGGAUAUAUGGGAAACAAGGGUUCUAUUUCUAUUAGCAUGUCUGUGUUCCAGUCAAGGAUGUGCUUUGUUUGUUCUCAUCUGACCUCAGGUCAGAAAGAUGGGGCUGAACAAAGGCGUAAUUCCGAUGUCUAUGAAAUUAUCCGUCGUACCCAAUUCUCAUCGCUAUUUGACACGGAUCAACCACAGACAAUCUCAUCCCACGAUCAGAUAUUCUGGUUCGGAGAUUUGAAUUAUCGUCUCAAUAUGUUGGACUCCGACAUAAGGAAGGCUGUGGCACUUAAGCAAUGGGAUGAACUCCUCAACAACGAUCAGCUAAUUAAAGAGCUUCGCACCGGGCACGUAUUUGAUGGAUGGAAAGAGGGGUUCAUAAAAUUUCCCCCCACUUACAAAUAUGAGAUAAAUUCGGAUAGAUAUGUGGGCGAGAACCCUAAAGAAGGAGAGAAGAAAAGAUCUCCAGCAUGGUGUGAUCGAAUACUUUGGUUCGGGAAAGGUAUAAAACAACUUUCUUACGAUAGAACAGAACUAAGACUCUCAGAUCAUCGUCCAGUUAGUUCUACGUUUAUGGUUGAAGUUGAAGUCUUAGAUCAUAGGAAGCUGCAAAAGGCACUAAAUGUCAAUAAUGCAGCAGUACAUCCGGUAGCAUUCCUCGUUGAAGAGGACGAAUAAAGCCGUAGCAAAUACAAGGGAAUUACAGACAAAAUUAACAGGGUAGAAGUACUGGUAUCAUACCUGAAAAACAACCCUUGACAUAAAUGCCCUCAAAAUCCAAUAAUAGGAGGCCAGUGAUGCAAUAAUCAUGCCAGCUUGCUUGCUUACAUUUUUGGGAUAUAUUAGGAAUAGGAAAUGUAUGUAAAAAUAUAUCUUGAGCAAACUACAUUUUCUUUAUUUUGAUUAAUUUAUACUGAUAUAGCAGUUUGGAUCUUGUUUGUUGCCAAUUAAUGUACAAAGCUUGAAUUGUGGGUUUUCUUUCUUUUUUGAGAAAACCUCAAAAAAAUAAAAUGUCUUCAAUGGGGUUUUUAUACUAAUCUAUAACUAUUUAUGCUUUUUUGUGUUUA
Messenger RNA from Mercurialis annua (annual mercury), 3027 nucleotides. RefSeq names its product type I inositol polyphosphate 5-phosphatase 2. The coding region runs from base 713 to 2638 and encodes 641 amino acids. Gene Ontology annotation, molecular function: phosphatidylinositol-3,4,5-trisphosphate 5-phosphatase activity; inositol-polyphosphate 5-phosphatase activity; phosphatidylinositol-4,5-bisphosphate 5-phosphatase activity. The record is from RefSeq and is a predicted model, not a curated record. NCBI's taxonomy places the organism in Eukaryota, Viridiplantae, Streptophyta, Magnoliopsida, Malpighiales, Euphorbiaceae. Gene Ontology annotation, biological process: phosphatidylinositol dephosphorylation. The transcript has 10 exons.